Messenger RNA from Nezara viridula (southern green stink bug), 1969 nucleotides. NCBI's taxonomy places the organism in Eukaryota, Metazoa, Arthropoda, Insecta, Hemiptera, Pentatomidae. The record is from the annotation of a GenBank genome assembly.
CUCCCUCCGAACAAGUACGGUGUACACAGUGGGUACCUCAUCCAUCACGUCCCAAAUAACAGAAGUGAUAUUGCGUUUUUUCAAAGAAAUAAUAAGAUGCGAUUGCUAGCAGUGGUCCUGCUGCUUUGCGCGUGCGCCGUCCGUGCCGAAGAGGGUCGACAGGUGCCGCAGACGAUGCGCACGCAGCUCAAGGUGGGGCGCUCCCUGGGACCUACCGAGACUGUGACGGUGCGCACCCGCGAAGGCGGCACGGCGAGGCUGGUGGUGGCGCAGCGCACGGGGCGCAGGGUGGGCGACCUCCCGCCCCCUCCGAACCCGGCCAACCGCCCCGUGGAGGCGCGCGCCAUCCCCGUGCCGCCCCCGGUCGACGUCAGGUCCGAGAUCUACGUCAAGCCCGAGAUGAGGAACAGGGCUAGGAGCUUGGAAAUGGAAGACGGGAUACCCGUCGUGACAGGAGUACGAGUCCCCGACUCCCCGGAGGACAGGUUCCACGUCUGGAGGAACGCCCGGGUCAUCAACAACGUCCUUCAGGACAACCCGGCCGCAGCCAGCGGCAACCAGCUGGACGCGGUGGUCACCCCUUCCCCUCAGGUAGGCCCUGGCAAGUACGAGUGGCUGAAGAUGGAACCUAUAAGGAAGCCGACAGAAGCGACCCUUCCGGAAUUCAUCCUGGCAGCUAAUAGGGAAGAGACUUCAAGGCUCCGUGACGGAAGAAGGCUCUCAGGAGCUGCAUACCCCGACAAGCUGGCCUACACCUCGACCGCCGAACGGAGAGCAGAAGAAGGAGUCCGUACCCCGGUACUUCAGUACGCCCAUCCGGACCUCGGGGUACAGACCGCCAAACCCGUCCAGGAACCGCAAGUCAACGAGCACUUCCAGAGGGACCAGGCACUCGCUUACUUCGCCCACGACAUACACUCUGACAGGUAUGUUGAUGCUGCCAGGAGCCCUUACGCCUUCGAGCCGGGCCUAGAAGAGGAGGCGCGCCUGGAGGUCUUCGGCCAGAGGUCCAACUCCGGCAAGAGGCAGCCCUCGAGCUACGCAGGCCCCAACCACAUCGCGCCCUACGGCAAGUAUGCGUACAAGACCGUCCGCGAGAAGCCAUUUUGGGAAAAGGUGAAAGAGCAUAUGGAAUACGGAUACGAAACGAUGUCGAACCUGGCGAGACCCGUGGUGGAACCCUUGGUAGAGGCGACCCACAAGAUCUCCGAGAACCUGGGUUUGGUACCCGGGACGAGGCACCUCAGCGAGAAGUUGGGAGUGUCUUCCUCCAGCGGAGUCCUCAUACCUGCCCUGGGACUGGUCGCUGGUGGGGCGGCCCUAGGUCUUGGGGCCGUGGCAGUUGGCAGGUUCCUAGAAGUAGACAUGUUGAAGAGGAGCGCUAGUGACGAUCCUGAACUUCGACGAGCCUUGGAAGGAGCCACCAGGACGAAGAGGAGCACCGAAGAGGAACUGCAAGAAGUCGAGAACCCCAGUGGAGUUACUCCGACCGCAGGAGAUCCUGCCGACUGGGGCAGCACACCAUGCGCCAAGAGGGUCUUCUGCAACGUCAUCACCGCCAGGUCGCAGGACGACAUCACCUUCAUGGAGAAGAAGAUGUCCACCUACCUCAACAUGCUCCACCCGAGCAUGGCGAGCGCUGUGAGCGGUCACUUGGACGAUGUCAUGGCGGCCAUCAAGAAAGGAGAUUGCUCGGUCUUCAAGUGUCCCAGCGGGAGGUGAGCAGGACUCCAGGACUCCUUGUUCCUCGCAGGACAUCUUCAUCCUUGUACAUAGCGCCAAUCAGAUGUAAUUAGUUCACCAGACGGGUCUCGGAGCCGUCCGCUCCAGUGUAAAUAGAUGUAAUCAUGUAAUUUAUGUUAAUUUUUAAAUCCCCUUGUAUAUUGUAGCCUAAUGUUAUUUUUAUUUAAUAAUUGUAACGCUACUAUUUUAACAUGUAAUUAAUUUUAAUAAUAAAACUAUUUAUAAC